AUGGAUGAAAGCAACGGUUCAAUCCAUCGAUGGUUGGCAUGCUUGGAGGGCCCCCCACAAAGUUACCACGAUAGAGAUGAGAAGCAGAACCAACAUACAAACGGAGGAAUCGCGCAAAAUUUUUCGCACAUGCAAUUAGAAGGAUCGAAUUUGAAAGGGCUAGGACAUCCAUCCUUCAGAAAAAGGAAUGCGGAUCAGGUUGACAAAACCAACACAUCAACUCCUGAAGAAGUUCUACAAAAGAGACCCCGAAAAAACUAUGAGUUGAGAUGCAGACACAAGACUCGGGAAGAUCACUACGAGUACAAGGGUCCCUCGUCGGUGGUUGGAUCUCAAUCGCAGGUUGCCAAAACCAAGGCUAAGAAGUCCCGAAGAAGGCACACCGUGAAUGAUGAUUUCCAUGCCAUUGAUGUCACUAAAAACAGAUUAACGUUGCGCAACAACACGAAUUUGGGUAUCUUCAGCAAGGGCAAGACCUCUUCAACAACCCACCCCCGAGCCAGUCCGCCAAUCUCUCGUACGAACGCUGGGCCAAGCAAGAAGCCCCAUAAGCAGAAGCUGAGUACUGAUCUGCCUUUCUCCGAGAUGAUGUUCACGUCAAACGUCUCGUUAGGAAAAAAGAACAUCGGGCCGGAUUUCAUAUUUUCGCCUACCGGGAAUACUUUGUUUGAGGCUCAAGGAAAAGAUCGUAAUGAAACAUGCCCACCUCUCGAACACUAUUUACCUAAUCUUUCAAAGGCUGAAGUGCCUCAUGUCAACAUACCUCUUGCAGCGGGACAACGAGAAGCCUUUCACCUGCCACCACGUUCACUUCAUGAUCUCGAACUUCCUUCCCAACACACAUCAAAGGUCGAUGUCUUCAACUUAAACAAGCCUCUGGAUAAAAGGCAGCCCGAGGAGCCUUACUCAUCACACCCUCUGUUGAAAGAUCCCGAACAUUCUCUACGUAACUCACCAAGAGUCGGCAUGUUGAUCAACACCAUACAACAGGAGAUUUCUCACUCGCCGUUACCUUCGAGGCGUGAUCGGUCCUCCUCCCUUCAUCUUCCUCAGAAGAAGAGAAAGGUCUCGGAAGACUCUCCAUCCAUCAUUCCAUACACUUGGACUGAAACCGAGGAUGACAACACAGAAAGAGAACAUGCUCUCGAACGACACCUGCUCGCUUCGAUGCAUGUUGGGAUGGCCCCUGAAGGCAUAUCCAACGAGAUUUCUCAUUUUGUUUUCACCGGAAAGUAUUGGAAUCUUUCAGAGUUGUGGACACUUCUGGAAGAAAGAAAGGUGGUAUGGUCGAACGAGGCCAGCGGGCAACAAGCUGCACUGGGCAAACAAACCACGUCUCAUAUCAUUGCGCAAAAUUCCUCUGCUCUUUUCGAUGUUGAUGAUAUUCAUGAUGAGGUUGCCAACCAGAGCGAACAACCGGAGAUCGCAGUUGAAACAGGCUACAACACGUACAACAGUGUAUCAGUCCAAGAUUCAGUUCCGCGCAAUAGCAAAGGAUUUACACACCAAGGUCUGGAAAAGGAUGAAUCGCUGAUGCUAUCAGAAAAAGUCCUCGAGACAUACGGCGGGAAUAAUGAAUCAACAUGCCGUCAGGAUGACCAACAGCACUUGACUGUCACUAGGAAAUGCGCAGACGAGCAAUUACUUACUGCCUUUGCAUCGGAAUUCUCGCGUUCAUCCCUGGAUGACAUCGAUCUACAUGGACUUAGUCGAGUUGAGGAUGAUGAUAUGUUCUAUGAAACACUGGAUGCUGUCUACCACGCUAUAGUGCGCUCUGAAGUUGCUGCAGAGGUUGCAUCAAACCUGCAGGAGCUACUGACAUCCCCUGACCAUAACAACCCAUUUCGCCUACAAGGGCUGCCCCAUUCAACUCCAUUUGCAAGCCCUCAAAAAAGCCUUCCGGAAAAAGGGACACGCGAACCAACUUUGUCGGUACCGGUCCCGGAACACAUCAACCAAAAGUUGGCGUCUGAAACGGUACCACCUGAGCCUUCCAAUACUCACGAAGUAUUCACGUGUCAUGACGAUGAAAGUUUCUACGGCCCGAGUACACAUUUACCUUGGUUAGCUGCCAACGAGCCUCAAUCGCACAGCUCGAUGACAAACCAAAUCGGGCAGAUAUCUGGCUUUUGGCGGCAGAACAAGCUUUAUUGA
Penicillium soppii is the source of this 2154-nucleotide messenger RNA. RefSeq lists its product as uncharacterized. The transcript has 3 exons. The coding region runs from base 1 to 2154 and encodes 717 amino acids. Lineage: Eukaryota; Fungi; Ascomycota; Eurotiomycetes; Eurotiales; Aspergillaceae. The record is from RefSeq and is a predicted model, not a curated record.